UCCAAGCUGUCGCACGCCGAUUACACAUCACGCACUUCAAAUGGGUUCUACCGAAACUAUGCAAGUUUUUGAAAAUGUUCAACUUAUGGCCGAAAAUGUGCUUGCUCACAAUAUGAGACAACAGCAAUUGCAGCCGCAACAGGCUCAACAAGAAGUACAGCAGCAACAACAGCAGCAGGUGCAACACCAACCACAACAACCAAUAGCGGAAAUAGAAACGGAAAUGGUAUCAGAACUUCAGGUCAACGAGAGCGUUCGUUAUGAAAUGACGACAUCUCGUCAGGAAACUUUUUUGGCGCGAUAUUGAAACGGGGUCUUGAAUGUCCACUUGAACAGACGAAUUGUGAUUGUCACCGAAGGUGAAGCCAAUAUACAAGGGUAUCAAGCAUUUAUUCAUUUCACACCGAACGAGUAACAAUAAAAAAUCACAGAAAAAUCUCUCUCUCUCUUUCACACACACAAAACUUCUUU
Molecule: messenger RNA, 471 nt
Organism: Sitodiplosis mosellana (orange wheat blossom midge)
Lineage: Eukaryota; Metazoa; Arthropoda; Insecta; Diptera; Cecidomyiidae
Product: CCAAT/enhancer-binding protein-like
Exons: 2
Coding region: 41-307 (88 amino acids)
Source: RefSeq, a predicted model, not a curated record